Messenger RNA from Chiloscyllium plagiosum (whitespotted bambooshark), 2429 nucleotides. RefSeq names its product zinc-binding protein A33-like. The record is from RefSeq and is a predicted model, not a curated record. Lineage: Eukaryota; Metazoa; Chordata; Chondrichthyes; Orectolobiformes; Hemiscylliidae. Gene Ontology annotation, molecular function: ubiquitin-protein transferase activity; protein binding; zinc ion binding. Gene Ontology annotation, biological process: protein ubiquitination.
UUAACUUUGCAAACUCCACAUCGUCAUUUGAAUCCGGGUCCCUGGGGGUGCAAGGCAGCAGCGCUAACCGCUGAGUUAUUGACACUUGAAGCAGAGCAAACCAGAUAAUUACUUAUGCAAUACACCACGAAAAUUUGAUCUGCAGCAAGUUCAGACACGACCAAAGUACUUGGAAUCUCGAAUUCAACUGACAACGUUCCCUGGAGCUUUAACCACACCCGGCUGAGUUUUAUAAUUCGACCACAGCCAGUCUUGCUCUAAACCUAUUUAGCUUUCACACUGUUAACCUCGUGUGAAGUUCCAGAGCAAAUAAAUAUUUCUCCGAGAAUCCCUGCAAAAGUCAUCGGGAGCUAAAGGAAUCCAAAAUCAAAUCGGUUUGAAUUACAGUGUGAACAUGGCUUCCAGGCAGCAGAUUAAGAGUUGGGCCGAAGAGGCAAUUUGUUCCAUUUGUCUGGAUUUCUUCGCCGAUCCGGUUAUCCUGGAAUGUGGACACAACUUCUGCCGCUCAUGUAUCACCCAGAGUUGGGAAAAGAAGGAGAUAAACUCCUGCCCGGAAUGUAGAGAGGAGUUUCCGGAAAGAAACUUCAGGGGAAAUCGGGCCUUAGCGAAUCUGGCCGAGAAAGCUCGAAAAUUAAAGCUGGAUCCGACAGAGAAGGAAAGUAAACCUCACUGUGAGGUACAUCAGGAAGAUCUGAAGCUGUUUUGUGAAACUGACAAGAAAUUGAUCUGUGUGGAUUGUGUCACUGCUCCGGAACACAGAGAGCACCGCUUCAUACAGAUUAAAGAAGCUAUUAAAUACUACAGGGAUCAGUUGAAAUCCUCCUUAAAUUCUCUCACAGAAAAGAAAUCGAUAGCUCUACAAAUGGAACUGACCCAGAAACGGAAGAUUUCCGAAGUGAGGGAACAGGCGAGCAGUCUGCAGACCCACAUCACAUCCGAGUUCACUAAAAUACACCAGAUUGUCACUGAGAAAGAGCAGCGUUUACUCAGAGAUCUCAGGGAAGAAGAGGAGAGGAUUGUGGAAUCAAUGCAGAAAAACCUUCGAGAGAUUCAGGAGAAUUUAAAUUCUAUUGAGGAGAAACUCUCAAUUGUACAGAAACAGAUGGAGCAAAAAGACGAGUUGAUGUUUCUGAAGAAUGAAACUCGCCUGAAGAAAAGGAUCAACGAUGAGUGUCACCUACCCUCAACAGCAGAAUCCGCUCUGUCUAUUGGAAACUUCAAAGGUCCCUUACAGUACAUAACGUGGAAAGAAUUGAUGCGCGGCAUUAAUCCGGCUCCAGCCUCUCUGACUCUGGAUCCGAACACAGCGAAUCCCUGGCUCAUCCUGUCUGAGGACCGGACCAGUGUGAGACUCGGAGACAAACGGCAGCCGUUCCCUGACUCCCCGGAGAGAUUUGAUCCCCUACCCUUUGUUCUUGGAUCACAAGGAUUUACAUCCGGGAGACAUUACUGGGAGGUGGACGUGGGAGGAAAGACGGAAUGGGGUCUGGGAGUGGCUCGAGAAUCUUUGGACAGGAAAAGAGUCAAUAUCUUGAACCCCGAGUCCGGAAACUGGACUGUGGGACUGAUUCCAGGGAGUGGUUACUUUGCCGCCACCUCCCCCUCACCGACACCAUUCAUCCAGACUGUGAAUCCCAGGAAGAUCGGGGUUUUCCUGGACUAUGAGGGCGGACAGGUGUCAUUUUACAAUGCAGGCACCAUGUCCCAUCUCCACACUUUCACCCACACUUUCACUGAGAGGCUCUUUCCCAUCUUCAGUCCAGGACUGAAUAUUGAUGGGAAUAACUCCGCCCCGCUGACAAUCUGCAGUAGUAAAAACCCCUAAUAAAUCCAUCCCAUAAUUUCACCCCGUCCCCCUGCGUCCGGCCAGCUGUAAACUGAUGGGGGUCGGUCUCAGUGACGGGUGGAGAGAGAAGCCAGGUUAACAUUACGGGGAUAAAUCCUGUAUCAGAACUGGGAACUGAAAGAAUUGCAAAGAGCUGUGUAGAGUUAGGGGAAAGAAGGACAGGGGAGAGAAGAAACAAAUAGAAGCUCAAUUGCAGUGAGGGACUGACUGGGUAGAAUGAGCUGUGAGCUGCAGGAACCCGGGGACCUUCCUGCCUGUAAUGUUGCUCCACAGGCGGGAGGUGGCGCUGCCAGACGGUGUUGGAGAUGAAUCAGUCAGUGGGUCUCAGACUGGGCUCAGGGGAGUCUUUCCAAGGGGACACCGAAUCAUUUCACCGCCGGUGCACUUGGCGUCUAUCCAGGGAGACACCAGAUCAGAUCACUAUAGAAUUAAGUGUGUGGGGAGUGGAAGUGACGGGAAAAAAAGUAGCUAGCAUCAAAGUUUAUAUUAUCAGCAGUUAGUGUCAAUCCUACAUGAUGUGGAGGUACCGGUGUUGGAUUGGGAUGGACAAAGUUCCAAAUCACACACCAGGUGAUAGUCCAGC